GAAUCAUCAAAGCUCCGCGCGUACACGAUGCCGCUAAUGAAGCUGGUGUGCACGGCGGUGGAUCAGAUCCCCACGGACCGGGACAAGGUGGUCGCACACCUGCUGCGCUUCUUCCACACAGAUACCGUGCUCACCCGCACGCCGCUCCCCGCUCACCACGUGCACGCGCCCACGCCCUCCCCUUCCGCCUCCUCCUCUUCCUCCUCUGACGCCUCUGCGGCUUCGGAUUUUAGUGCUCUUACCACCACUCCGACCACAGGGCCCUCGCUCCAAGAACUGCAAGCAGCAGCAUGGGACCCUCUCCUGGACUGGAUAGAGUCCGAGUUCGGCGCCCGCCCUUCCGUCUCCUACUCUUUACUGCCGCCCGAUCAGCCCGACGCUGCCGUGAGGGCCUUGCGCUACGCGCUGCAGCCAAUGGACGCCUUCCACCUGGCAGCAGUGGAUUCCCUGGCAGGCCCCACACGCUCGCUGGUGCUGGCGCUGGCGGUGGCGAAGGGGCGCCUCAAGAUGGGUGAAGCCAUGAGGGUGAUUCGCGUGGAGGAGGAUUUCCAGACGGAUCGGUGGGGAGUGGUGGAGGGGGGUCAUGACAUAGAUGCAUCGGACCUGAAAGUGCGUGUGUCAGCAGUUUCAGUCUUUGUUCGCCUGCUAUCCAUGCCUUGA
Closterium sp. Naga37s-1 is the source of this 660-nucleotide messenger RNA. The record is from the annotation of a GenBank genome assembly. Lineage: Eukaryota; Viridiplantae; Streptophyta; Zygnematophyceae; Desmidiales; Closteriaceae.